AUUAUUUAAAUUAUUAAAUAAUCAGGUUGGUGAUCAAAAAUCGAUGCAAACCGCAAAAGCACCAAGGAAAUAUUUAAUAACUUUAAUGAAUCAAUUACACUCCCAAUAUUUAAAAGAAGCUAAAAGCAGAGCUGUGUUAGUCUUUCAGCCAGUGUUGCAGAGGUCCACCUAGUUACAACAUUGCAUUCCUCAAAAAAAAAUGUAUAGUAUUAUUGUUCUUUUACGAUUAUCCGGAUCUUUAGUCAAAGCUGAGCCUUCCUUAACAGAAACGGACCCAGUUGUAAAAGACUCUUUGGCCAAAUGCAUUAAGGAAUACAAUUUGACCCUUCAAGAUUUCUAUGAUAGCAUCAAAAAGGGCCAACAUGACUCAAAAACAAAAGAAUUCAGCAAUUGUAUUUAUCAAGCAUUACAAUUAAUUAAUGAUAAGGGGAUAAUAAACAUUAACAAAGCGACAGAUUACAUUCGGCAUGAAUAUGGUGAUAAAGCGGAAGAUAUUAUAAAACAUUGUUUAAAUCAAAAAGAUACUCCUGUUGAGACAUCUUUUGGAGUAAGGCUUUGUAUUUCCAAUAUCGUCAAUAAUUAGUUAAUACAUAAAUACAAUUUUUUGUAAUCCCUAAAAAUUAUCUAUUUCAUGUAAUUUAGAGUAAAUUUGUUUCAUUUUUAUAUAAAGCUAUUUUCCUACUAACUCAUUUUGAACUUAUACUUUACUAUUAAUUUUUUUCUACCAUUUUUAUAUUGCUUUUUUACUGUAUCUGUAGACACUUGGUUAUAAAUAAACGAAAUAAUAACUAG
Diabrotica virgifera virgifera (western corn rootworm) is the source of this 792-nucleotide messenger RNA. RefSeq lists its product as uncharacterized. Bases 200 to 583 code for a protein of 127 amino acids. The record is from RefSeq and is a predicted model, not a curated record. Lineage: Eukaryota; Metazoa; Arthropoda; Insecta; Coleoptera; Chrysomelidae. Gene Ontology annotation, molecular function: odorant binding. The transcript has 2 exons.